AUGAAGCCAACCACUAUCUUCGGCCUCCUCAUCGCGGACAUCGUCGGUGCAGUCGACAUGAGCCCCUACAAAGCCGGCACAGGUGUCGAGGAUGGUUUCGCAGCAUUCGUCGAGGAGUACUACCGCAUCUCCGAGGACAAGGCCGCAACGACUACAUUUACGGAUUUCUGGACGACGGACGGAGAGCUCAUCAUCGCAGGGAAUGCUUACCAGGGUUACGAUGCUAUGCUAGCCGUCAAGCAGGCGCUUCUUCCAGCAAACGGGAACAAGGCAUGGUGGCACUUGAUCAGGGGCUCCGAGGUCGUGGGCGAGGCGUCAGACUCCAAGACAUACAUGGCAGAUAUUGUGAUACAGACGACUUACACCCCUGGCAAUUGCUCCCAGGCAUAUGGGAAUGCGUCCUUCACGCUCUUGAAGGGCAAUGAUGGGCUGCCGAUCUUGACGCCGCAUAGCCAAGAAAUGACCAUUUACAAUCUUUCCGUCUCGACUACGGCCUCGCCAACGGACAUUGCUUGCACAACGUCUUGA
Molecule: messenger RNA, 528 nt
Organism: Diaporthe amygdali
Lineage: Eukaryota; Fungi; Ascomycota; Sordariomycetes; Diaporthales; Diaporthaceae
Exons: 3
Coding region: 1-528 (175 amino acids)
Source: RefSeq, a predicted model, not a curated record